AUGAAUGAGGCGAACGAACCUAGGCGACGUCGGCGGCAUAGAAUCGAUGCGCCCCAAGCCCAAGCAGUCACAACAUUGAAGCCUCCAGCCGCGGGCGCAUUCAGAGGCACCCCGACUACUCAAUGGUCCGAAUGGGUUCUCCAUGCCUCGUCAUCGUACUACUACCGAGCGCGUUACAUCUCCUACGAUGAGAUGCUGAGGGUGAUACCCGACGGUAGAAACUCAAUCGUCUCGGACAAUGUCGGCGGACACAUCCACUACCAGUUCAUGGGCCUCAACGACGCCGCGAUGCGCAAUCACUACACCACACCAACACAGACUCCAGAGCUGUCGACGUGCUCGGGGACUACACCAACGACCGCAGAGCCCUCGCCGUUCCAGCCGCUCCCGAGGAUCCAUCACAAGGAGCGCGACUACAUCUCAGGGCCGCCUGCUAUUGAAGACCGCAAGAUGUUGAUGAGCGGCGCGCUAUUACCGCCCAAGCCUGACAAUACGUACGGAAAAGCGCUCGUGGCGUCGAAACCAAGAAUAUCAAGACGCAAGCACCACCAACAACAGCAGCAGCAUCAUCAACAACAAGCUGCAGUGCCAAAGAAGAAGGAGAGGAAGAAGUUGGAGGUGGACAAGAGGCAGAUGAAUUCGAAUGUCAAGUUGACGGAACACUCUUCUCGGACCGGAUCAACAUUUCCCCACCUACCGCUCCCUCAACCACCAAGCCUCGCCAAUUUUCACGAUAUCCCCAAGCUCCAGCUUCAGCCUGGGCCUCCUCAGCUACACGAACUCGAACGAAACCACACCUCCACCGCAACCAUGACGUCCACAAUCGGUAUCCCUAUCAAGCUUCUCAAUGAGGCACAGGGCCACAUCGUUACUCUCGAAAUCACCUCUGGCCAGACCUACCGCGGCAAGCUCCUCGAUGCCGAGGACAACAUGAACGUCCAGCUCAAGGACAUCACCGUCACCGCCCGCGACGGCCGCGUCUCCCACCUCGACCAGGUCUACAUCCGGGGCUCCCACGUGCGCUUCUUCAUCGUCCCCGACAUGCUCCGCAACGCGCCCAUGUUCCGCAGCCGAAACGUCCGUGGUCGUGGUGUUGGUCUCGCCCGAGGUCGCGCGACCGUCAGCCGUGCGCGCGCAGGCGGUCGAGGACGGUAG
This is a messenger RNA of Fusarium vanettenii 77-13-4, 1155 nucleotides long. RefSeq lists its product as uncharacterized. The transcript is spliced from 4 exons. Gene Ontology annotation, cellular component: U5 snRNP; spliceosomal tri-snRNP complex; pICln-Sm protein complex. Gene Ontology annotation, biological process: spliceosomal snRNP assembly; RNA processing. NCBI's taxonomy places the organism in Eukaryota, Fungi, Ascomycota, Sordariomycetes, Hypocreales, Nectriaceae. The record is from RefSeq and is a predicted model, not a curated record. Gene Ontology annotation, molecular function: RNA binding. Bases 1 to 1155 code for a protein of 384 amino acids.